Molecule: messenger RNA, 1071 nt
Organism: Chaetomium strumarium
Lineage: Eukaryota; Fungi; Ascomycota; Sordariomycetes; Sordariales; Chaetomiaceae
Product: WD40-repeat-containing domain protein
Exons: 2
Coding region: 1-1071 (356 amino acids)
Biological process (GO): spliceosomal snRNP assembly
Cellular component (GO): SMN complex
Molecular function (GO): protein binding; RNA binding
Source: RefSeq, a predicted model, not a curated record
AUGAGUGACGCCGCUGCCCCUCGCCAAUACGUGCCUCUGACCUGCCACGGCCACUCGCGGCCCGUCACUCAUUUGAGCUUUUCUCCGCUCGAGAAGGAGGACGUUUAUUAUAUGAUAUCGGCGUGCAAAGAUGGCAACCCGAUGCUUCGCGAUGGCCAGACGGGCGACUGGAUUGGCACCUUCCUCGGCCACAAGGGUGCUGUGUGGCAAGCGAGAUUAAGCCCCGAUGCGACGACGGCCGCCACGGCUUCCGCCGACUUCACUGCAAAGGUCUGGGAUACCCACACCGGCGAGCUGCUGUACGUUCUCCAACACGACCACAUAGUCCGCGCCAUCGCCUACCCCUUUGAGCAAUCCGGGAUGCUUGCCACGGGGGGAAAUGAGAAAAAGCUUCGCAUCUUCGACUUGCAGGACGAGAAGCCGUCCGGCUCGCCGACAUCAACGGAUCCGAGCGCGGUCACUCCUGUCACGAUCGAGACGUCGCGAGCGUUCGAGAUUGGCGAGGGGGUUCACAACGAUGUCAUCAAGUUCAUUGUCUGGGCCAAGGAUCCCAGCGUUAUCAUCACCGCGUCCGGUGACACGCUUCGCUGGUUUGAUCUGCCCAGCCGCCGUUGUAUCCGCGAGGUGAGGCUUGAAGCAGAGAUCAAGUCGUGCGAGCUGGUGGCGCUUGCGCCAGCGUACAGCGAGCCUACCGAUGUUGGCGGCGGCCUGCCAGUCCUUGCGGUCGCCGCUGGGAAGACGGCGUAUUUCUGGGGUGGGGCGAGGGCUGAGGAUGAGCUCAAGCAAAUCAAGCUCCCGCAUGGAAUCGCCAGUGUGGGGCUAGAUCUCAAGGGAAGGAAAUUCGUGGUUGGUGAGGAUUCGGGCACUUGGGCGCACGUUUAUCGGUGGGAUGACGGCACGGAGCUUGACGUGCACAAGGGUCACCACGGACCCAUCUGGUCGAUCGCGUUUUCGCCGGACGGGAAUCUCUAUGCGACAGGGUCGGAGGACGGCACAAUCAAGAUGUGGAAGAACUGCGAGGGGUUCUACGGGCUGUGGCGAGGGGGCGUGUCGGGCAACGGCACGGACUAG